CUACACUCGCAGGGGCAUGGCAGUACAAGAGCUUGCCCCCGCAGUGAAGGAGCUGCAGCUUGUAGAGCCUGCACCUCGUCCACGAGUUCCCUAUCCCCUCCUAGACCAUCAAGUCUAUCAGCAGACGGGAGGCAAUGAGGCGUUUGUGGUCCGUCCCGCCACAGUCCAUUUUGGCGGCUUUACACCAAACAACUCGCAUAGCCUUGUGGUGGCGGUGGUCAACACAUCGUCAGUUCCGCAGCGGCUGCACAUCGUCCCGCCGCAGUCUGCGUACUUUUCGCUGACUUACGUCAAGAAGGCGCCGUUCAUCGCUCCUGGCAUGGCACUCAAGCUCAGGGUCUCGUUCCAGCCGACCGAGUUGCGCUACUACUACGACUGCAUCCGGCUUCACUGCCCUGGCGCCAACCUCCUUGUCCCCAUCCACGGCUACCCAGUGGUGGCCAAAGUCGAGUUUCCCAAGGUUGUCGACUUUGGCAUUGUUGAGCUCGGCAAUCACGCGUCGCGCUCGUUCCAGCUUGCCACCGACGUGCCGAUCGAGUUUGACUACGCCAUUACGCCGGCUGGCGGCGUCCCGCUCUCGCCAUGCUUUGAUGUCUCGCCGGCCAGCGGAGUCAUCCCUGCAGAGGGCUCUGUCACCGUCACCAUCACAUACACUCCGCUCGAGUACGUGACUGCGUCGGCGCAACUUGAGCUCAACGUCUCGCAGUUCAACUUUGAGCCGCGCCGCUGCUCAUUGGCCGGCUCGUCGCAGCCAGGCCUUCUGCGCGACGCGCUCGUUCGCCGCAUGAACGCUGCUGCCGAGGAGCGGACCGCGGUCCUUGCCGAGGAUCUCAAGCGGGUGACCUACGGCGGCGCCGCAGUAGUUGUUACCCAAGCUGUCGACUCGUACGAUACCAACGUCAAGAUUGUCCACUCGGGCGGCGGCGCCGGCCACGGUGACCCGUACACCCGAAAGCUUCAGCGCAAGGCCUCAAUGCGGAGGCGGACACUGCGUGCUGCCGGUGUUGAUCCGCGGAGUCAUGAGCCAGCUGGAAGCGGGAGCGAACCCGGGCGCGCUCGCGGACCCAUUGCUGUGCACACCAGCGAUGCCGAAGAGCUGGAGCGUCUCUCGUCGCACGGCAAUGUGGUAGCUAUCCUCGCCCAGCGUGGACGUGGCCGCUCGCGCUCUAAGACUCUUCGCACUGCCAUCGCGGAGAAACAUGAGGCACAGGCGCGGGCCUCGCAGUUCAAGUCGUCGCUCGACGAGCUCUUUGCCGACCCCUUUGAGUCGCGCCAGGUCAAGGAGUAUGCUUUCUCCGAAGUGCUUACCGAGCAAGCCGCCAUCCGCCGCGCCAACGAGCUCAAACUCUCGGUUGCCCGUGGCGCAAACCUGCCAUCAGACGCCGAACUCGCGCGCAUUGUGGAGCUCCGGGACGCCCACGACGAACAGGUAGCUGAUGUGGAGACCGAGCGCGCGCUCGCGGCCCGUAUCCCUUGGUCGUCGUCGGAGCGGCCCACGCUAACUCAGGCCGGCCUCCCGUUUGCGGUGCGGAAUCCCAAGUUUGAUGCGCUCAUGUCAGUCGAGUGGGAGCGCCGUGUCCGCGCACUCACCCGCCUCCGUGACGUGGUGCGAACGCUCAUUGUCCGAGCGCGCGCCAACAAGCGGCUGGCCAAGAUUCGCGCCUUUCUCACUGUCGUCGGCUUUGACAAAGACAAGAUCGCUGCUAUUGUCCAGGACGAGAAGCGCCAGCAAGAGGCUGCGCUCGUCGCCCAUCAGCAAAAGGCCGAGACGCUGCCGCUGACAGCUCGCGCCUCCCAGGUUCUUGUCGACCCGCACAAGCUGCAGGCCCAUGUCUACGUCGAGGUCAACCACUACCGGCCGUAUCCGCUGCCGCAGCACUCGGUCUGGGUGCCGUUUGAGGAGGAACGCGAACUGCGGACAGGCGCCGAAGAAGAGGACAUCUCGCGGUCGGUACCGGCUGAUGCAGUCGUGCGCUCGGCUGACGCUGGCCGCGUUUGGCGCGAGUCGGACACUGUUGCGCCGGCCCUGCCCGAGCCGCUUCCGGCGGUCCUUCGCGCACCGCCGCUUCUGCCAGAGCUACACAUCUUCAAUCCCGCGCCGCAACUUCCGAGCUGCGUUCCGCUCGUUCCCUACUCGGAGGUCGACGACGCGCACCUUUUCCGGCCGCGGGCGCUUGACGCCGGAGGCCUUGCCGCCUCGCGCAACCGCAUCGAGGCGUCGCUCGCGCACGCCAAAGCCUUUUCCAAGCCGUCCCAACACCUUGUGCCGCGAACGGGUGCACCGUUUGCCGUUCCUUCGCCGCCACCGCCGCUGGUCUCAGCUACGGACCUCGGCGAGCGCUCCGGGCCCGGCAGCCACAGCUGCGGCGAAUCGCGCGGCGAGGCUGGCAUGUUCUCGGCCGCGGAUCUCGACCGCGAGGCAGCAGCUGCAGUGAGUGACGUUGACGUCGGCCUGCCCAUCCCGUCCAAAGCGCUGCUCAAGGUCGAGUUUCCGCCUGUGGCGGCUGCAGCGGCCAGCGCUGUGCGGCUCUCCGUUGUUGAGCGGCAGCUCGAGGUUGAGGCGCAGACCGUCCGCCGCAACCGGCUCGAUGGCAUGCAAGGCCGGCUGGCGCGGCUCUCGUCGCUCUUUGUCUCGCAUGACGUGAAGCGGCUGCUCUCAGCCUCGGCCGGAGCAAGCAGCGCACAGUCGGAGUAA
Molecule: messenger RNA, 2695 nt
Organism: Thecamonas trahens ATCC 50062
Lineage: Eukaryota; Apusomonadida; Apusomonadidae
Exons: 3
Coding region: 17-2695 (892 amino acids)
Biological process (GO): cilium movement; cilium assembly
Cellular component (GO): cilium
Source: RefSeq, a predicted model, not a curated record